AUGGAUUGUGGGUUGUGGAGUGCUGUGCACAGUGGCUGCCGUCCCCGGUUGCCGAUACAGUGGCUGCCGUCCCGCCGGACAGCUCAAUGGCGGACACCGUGGAAGACCCGCCAGGAAUCUCCCGUACUAAACCUCCAGUUCCUUUCUCUGGGGACUUCCCUUUGCUGCAGGAGGCGAUUCAAGCCCAGAAAAUCUCAGACCGCUCAUCCAAAAAACGGCGCUCGACGGCUACACGGGAAGUCUGGCGCCAUGUCUCGACGGGCACUAAAUGGAUGGUUGGCAGCCGAUGAGAAGGUCCAUGAAAUCAGAGCCUUCGUGUACGGAGCUCUCCAGCUAGCGAAAUGCAAUAGGAAGCUUGGAUGUGUCGGGGGAUCCCGCAGCCAGCGGCCUAUCCAUUGGGUGGCUCCACCAACGGAAUGGGUGAACGUGAAUUCAGACGGGGCUUAUCAUAAAUCCUCGGGUAUGGCCUCAACUGGAGGGUUGAUUCGGGACUCUAAUGGGACAUGGUUGGGAGGAUUUAUGCGAAAUAUCGGGAUAUGCUCUCUUGCGGGCGCGGAGCUAUGGGGUCUAUUCCACGGUCUUACUAUGGUUUGGGAUAUGGGAUUUCGACAGGUUGAGGCAGAAGUGGACAAUGUGAAUAUCGUGGGGUUCGUGAACAACACGGAAGAUUUAAGAGGCGUCUCUUCUGGUUUGGUUCUUAGUAUACGCGAAUUACUUAGUCGUGAAUGGCGAGUCAAGACUUCCCAUAUCCUCCGCGAAGCUAAUUUUGCGGCUGAUUCUUUGGCGUCUCUGGCAACAUCGGCGCCGUUCGGUCUCCAGGUUCUUUCGGAUCCCCCGCCCAGUGUUAUCCCAUGGCUAGCGCAUGAUGGUAGUGGUUCCUCGUACCCGAGACACAUGUUUUGCCUAACUUAG
Messenger RNA from Striga hermonthica, 912 nucleotides. The record is from the annotation of a GenBank genome assembly. Lineage: Eukaryota; Viridiplantae; Streptophyta; Magnoliopsida; Lamiales; Orobanchaceae.